Molecule: messenger RNA, 3636 nt
Organism: Mesocricetus auratus (golden hamster)
Lineage: Eukaryota; Metazoa; Chordata; Mammalia; Rodentia; Cricetidae
Gene: Lonrf1
Product: LON peptidase N-terminal domain and ring finger 1
Exons: 12
Coding region: 79-2373 (764 amino acids)
Molecular function (GO): metal ion binding; protein binding
Source: RefSeq, a predicted model, not a curated record
GUGCGGAGGAGCCGCGCGCCCCGGAGGUUCCCGGACCGUGGCGGCGGGCGGCGGUGGCGGAGCAGCCCUGCGCGGGCCAUGUCUUCUCCGGCCGUGGCGAGGGCGUCCCCGGGCGGGAAUCGGGAGGCGGCCGGCGGCCGGCGGAGCGGGAACGGGCCGUGGGAAGUGGGCGGCGGCGAGCGGCUGGAGCGCGCGGGCGCGGAGCCGGGACGCUGGGAGCUGCUGCUCCGCCGGGGCGAGCUGCUGGCGCUGGGCGGCCACCUGAAGGGAGCGCUGGAGGCGUUCGCGGCCGCGCUACGCCGCGGGGCCCCGGCCAGGCCCGAGCGCCUCGGGUCGCUAGUGGACUGCUUGGUGUUCAGCUACCGGCUCCGCCACGGGCUGCGCUGGAGCGCGGCGCCCGCGGCGGGCGCGGCCGGGCUGCUUAGCUGCCUGGGCUGCCGGGGCUUCCUGAGCGAGCCGGUGACCGUGCCGUGCGGCCACAGCUACUGCCGCCGUUGCCUGCGAAGGGAACUGCGCGCCCGCUGCCGCCUGUGCCGGGACCGCCUGCCGCCCGCCGCCGCCGCCGCCGCCGCCGAGGGGACCCCGCGGCCGCCGCCCCUGGCCGCCGCCAUCGCCGACUUCCGAACCAGCGUCGUGCUCAACCACCUGGCGGAGAAGUGGUUCCCGGGGCAGCGCGAGCGCGCGCGGGCGGCCGGCCGCCUCGGGGAACUGCUCCACCAAGGGCGCUACAGAGAGGCCCUGGCCGCCGCCUGCGACGCCCUCCGAGCAGAGCCAAGUGACCUGACUCUCAAAAUCUACAGAGCGGAGUCCUAUGCUGGCCUCCAGGAGUUUAAAGCAGCCAUAGAGGAUCUAAACGCAGUUCUCUUUCAGCUUCCAAACUGGCCCGAGGUCUACUUCAGGAAGGGGAAAGUCCUCCAGGACGCCGGGUUCCUUGGCGAUGCCUUACAGCUCUUCCUCCAGUGCUUAGCCCUGGAUGAAGACUUUGCACCUGCAAAGCUGCAAGUAGAAAAGAUUUUGUGUGACUUAUUGUCCCCUGAAAACUUAAAGGAAGGUCUGAAGGAGUCUUCCUGGAGUUCAUUACCGUGUAUUAAAAGCAAAUCUUUCGGCUUUCCUUCAGUAGUGGAAGGGCCUCACUCUCCUGGUGAGCUCAUGCUGAAGCAGACUCACGAACAACCAGAGGAGGCCCCAGAGCCUGUCAAAGGGAGCUUAAACCGUGCUCAGUCAGCACAAGUCAUCAAUGCGGCGGCGGCAGUGCCUGCCAGAGAGGAUGGCUUAAAGCGGGUGUCCUCAGAGCCUCUACUGUCUGCUCAGGGAAAAGGUGUUCUGCUGAAAAGAAAGCUGUCUCUCUUAGAGCAGGAUGUGGUUAUUAAUGAAGAUGGGAGGAAUAAGCUGAAAAAGCAAGGUGAAUCUCCCAGUGAAGACUGUGUGUUUUCAUUAGCUUAUGGUGACAUCCCAGAAGAAUUAAUAGAUGUCUCCGAUUUUGAAUGUUCUCUCUGUAUGAGGUUGUUUUUUGAGCCAGUAACAACCCCUUGUGGACAUUCAUUCUGUAAGAAUUGUCUUGAGCGCUGUUUAGACCACACGCCAUAUUGUCCGCUCUGCAAAGAGAGCUUAAAAGAGUAUCUAGCAGACAGGAGGUACUGCGUCACCCAGCUGUUGGAGGAGUUGAUAGUGAAGUAUCUGCCGGCUGAGCUGUCUGAGAGGAAGAAAAUCUAUGAUGAAGAAACUGCCGAGCUCUCGCACUUGACCAAGAAUGUCCCAAUAUUUGUUUGCACUAUGGCCUACCCCACUGUGCCUUGCCCUCUCCAUGUAUUUGAGCCCAGAUACAGGCUCAUGAUUCGAAGGAGCAUACAGACUGGAACCAAGCAGUUCGGGAUGUGUGUCAGCGAUACACAGAACAGUUUUGCAGAUUAUGGUUGUAUGUUACAAAUUCGAAACGUGCAUUUCUUACCUGAUGGAAGGUCUGUGGUUGACACGGUUGGAGGAAAGCGGUUUAGAGUUUUAAAAAGAGGAAUGAAAGAUGGAUAUUGCACUGCAGACAUUGAAUAUCUGGAAGAUGUUAAGAUUGAGAAUGGAGAUGAAAUACAGAGUCUGAGAGAGCUUCACGACUUGGUGUACUCGCAAGCCUGCACCUGGUUUCAGAAUCUAAGAGACAGAUUUCGAAGCCAAAUCCUUCAACACUUUGGGUCAAUGCCUGAAAGGGAGGAAAACCUUCAGGCAACCCCCAAUGGCCCUGCAUGGUGUUGGUGGCUGCUGGCAGUCCUUCCUGUAGACCCUCGGUAUCAGCUCUCCGUGCUGUCAAUGAAGUCCCUGGAGGAACGGCUGACAAAGAUACAGCAUAUCCUGACUUACUUUUCUAGAGACCAGUCUAAGUAAGGAACUGCUUGGAUCUCACCAAGCUUGCUCUUAGCCCCGAGGCUGAGAAGCGGUUGGAUCUCAUUUUAAAAUUACCCUAAUCUGGCCACGUUGUAGGCCAGAUUGUCCGCUGCCUUUGCACACCCAGUGCUGGUUUAAGAAAUUAAGGAAACAUUUUUUUUUGUUUUUCUUCAACCUCCUGAAUCUCGUGGAUCUGCAAAUGAAUACCUUCAACUAGGUCCCAGACCACUAAGAACUUGCACAGAAAACACACAUGAAAUGUGUGUUAAACCUCUACAUUGUGAUGAAGUUGCACUAUGUACCAUACUGUAACUGAACUAAGUACUCCGUGUGCGUAUGGUGUGUGCGUGCCUGUGUGAAUGCAAGUGUGCCUGUGUGAAUGCAAAUGUGUGUGCGUGUGUGUGCACAUGUGUGUUUGUGUGGGAAGUGUGAGUGCUUUUUCUCUGGCUUUAAAUUUUAAAAGACAAAAAAAAAAAGCCAUAGAGAGUGAACUUGCUGAGGGUCCUCUUGUGCCCAAGUUUACAACGGUAGUCGUAGGAGUUUUCGCGGAUUGAAUUUGCCUCGGAUUUAUUUGUCCUGAUGCUUCUCUUUGCACAAGUAUAUAAACUAUGGUACAGAGUAUCAUUUUUUGUUGUUGGAAAUCCUGCUCUUGCUGAACUGUCUUGGCCAUUGACUAUGACACAGUUUCUUAUUUAUGUAAAUACUUGCAUCCCCGUGGCCAGCAGGCAGGGGUGCAGAAUCUAGAGCCAGUCUCCAGGAACAACUGCAGACCUGACAUGGUACUGUGCAUCCAUUUAUAAAACUCUGAAAACUGUGAAAAUAAGGUUUACAUUCAAAUGUACAUAAAGGUAGGUGGAGAACUCGAUUCAACCCGUUAGCUUGUACAGUCUAGGGGGCUUUUCACAUUAACUGCCCGUCUCUGUCAUUUAGGGUUUGACAUGAUAACUUGUAUUUAUGGGAUUAGGUAGUGCAUAAUCCGUUGAGGAUCUGGGGGAGGAGGAGCUUAACGUAGAACUAAGCUUGUAAGGUUUGUUUUGUUUUUACUCUGGUCUUGGUGCAAAUGUUAGUUAUGCCUUAUUCAUAUCACAGUUAGAGCCCCGUGCUGUGACAUGGUUAUAUCCAUGCUGCCCUAGCCCUUUUAUAAUUAUUCGUUGCAGAUUUGUGACUGUCUCUAUUAACUUUCUUUUAUGUAAGUAAUUUGUACAAAUUUCUUAAAAUUUUUGCUUUUGCUUAUUUAAUUUUGAAUAAAAGCUAAAUUCCUAA